AGCAUGCUUCAAAGCUCAGUGUUCCAGGCCUUACUGGGGACCUUCUUCACCUGGGCUCUGACAGCUGCUGAAGCUGCUCUUGUUUUCAUAUUCUCUUCUGGACAGAGGCGGAUCCUAGAUGAAAUUCUCGGCUUUGCUGCAGGGGUUAUGUUACCAGCUUCCUAUUGGUCUCUGCUGGCCCCAGCAGUUGAGAUGGCCACUACCUCAGGGAACUUCGGUGCCUUUGCCUUCUUCCGUGGCUUCACUCUUGGAGCUGCUUCUGUCUACACGGUGUACCUCCUGUUGCCUCACCUGGGUGCAGCACACGACCCUCAGACAGCCCUGGCACUGAAUUUGGACCCUGUGUUGGUGAAGAAGUUGGACUCCGAGGGUCAUGUGGCUCUCUUCUCUGAGAGUGCACUCUCCAUCUGGAUAGACAAGAGAGAGGAUGGCAAGGCAUACCAGAGGAAGAAGGUGGUGUCUGGCCUUUCAGAGGGCCCUGUUACCCUGGCUUCACCCUCAGGCAGCGCGGCACAGCUGGGCAGCAGCAGCUGGAGGAGAAUCGUUGUGCUCAUCCUAGCCAUUACCAUCCACAACGUACAAGAGGGCCUUGCUAUUGGAGUUGGCUUUGGGGCAGUAGAGAAGACAGCGUCUGCCACCUUUGAGAGUGCCAGGAAUUUGGCCAUUGGAAUUGGGAUCCAGAGCUUCCCAGAGGGUCUGGCUGUCAGCCUCCUCCUGCAUGGAGCCGGCUUCUCCACCUGGCGAGCCUUCUGGUAUGGGCAGCUGAGUGGCAUGGUAGAGCCCCUGGCUGGGCUCUUCGGUGCAUUGGAUGUGGUGCCGGCUGAGCCCAUCCUGCCCUGUGUACUGGCAUUCCCUGCUGGAGCCAUGGUCUCCUUGGUCAUGGAAGAUAUCACUCCUGAAGCCCAGAUUAGUGGGAAGCUGUUGUCCUGGGCCUCCAGCCUGGGCUUUGUGGUGAUGAUGUCACUGGACAUGGGCCUGGGCUAGAGCUGUCACAUCACACCCAGGGCGGAGAGCACCAAAAUUCUUCAGGACCAUGGCCUGCUUUACAUUAAAGCUUUGCUUCCCCUCACUUCCUCAUUAUCUGGAUGAGCUCUGAUUGUUUAAUGACCAUUUUCACUUUGCUUUAGAUGCUGCUUUCUUUUCUUUUCUUCUUCUUUUUUUUUUUUUUUUGGAACCACCUGGUGUCAUGGUCUACAAAUGUUUGUUUUGACGCCUGAAUGAAAUCUUUCUUCACUGGACUCAUCAGGGCAAAUAGAUCAAGGGACCCUCUGCCCUCUGCAUUCUCCCCACCUCCGGUCUCUCUCUCUAGACUGAGCAGUGACCCCUAAAGUCUGACCCCCAACCAAGCACCUAGGACAUAUUCUAAGCAUUCUGGCCUAGUUUCAAAGCAGUUGGCCAUGGCUCCUGCUCUUUCACUGUCGCUCCUGUGUCCCACCAGGAACCUGGAGCAUCAUGAACACAUUGACCUGCUUCCCAAUGCUGAGCCAGCCCAGAGAGGAACACC
Molecule: messenger RNA, 1504 nt
Organism: Perognathus longimembris pacificus (Pacific pocket mouse)
Lineage: Eukaryota; Metazoa; Chordata; Mammalia; Rodentia; Heteromyidae
Product: zinc transporter ZIP11-like
Biological process (GO): zinc ion transmembrane transport
Cellular component (GO): membrane
Molecular function (GO): zinc ion transmembrane transporter activity
Source: RefSeq, a predicted model, not a curated record